AUGGAGCUCGGUUACAUGCUGCUGAAUAACGUGAGGAAGCACCUCCUAUAUUUCAAAAUGGAGAUUGGUAGUUCUUCUGGAGUCAGAGAUAGAACCCAUUCGCCAGAAAUAGAGUAUAGUGAAGAAGAUGAAGAGGAUCUUGAGGAGGAUCCUGAGGAGGACCCAGAAGAGGCUCCAGAGGAAGAAUCAGAAGAAGAUCCUGAAGAAGAGGACUUUGAAGAAGAGGAACUGUUAGAUGAAUCAGAUGUUGAGGAAUACAGAAGUGAGCAUUUCUGGUCUUAUGUGCGGAGAUACCGUAAUUUAAGGGAAGAUGCAGAUAUAGCAAACAGUCAAGAACAGAUAGCUCUAAACCAAGUUAGAAGACAAAUGCGCUCCUUUUCUAUAGGAAUGCUAACAGUACGGUUGUAA
This is a messenger RNA of Mercurialis annua (annual mercury), 408 nucleotides long. RefSeq lists its product as uncharacterized. Lineage: Eukaryota; Viridiplantae; Streptophyta; Magnoliopsida; Malpighiales; Euphorbiaceae. The record is from RefSeq and is a predicted model, not a curated record. The coding region runs from base 1 to 408 and encodes 135 amino acids. The transcript is spliced from 2 exons.